Pyricularia pennisetigena is the source of this 189-nucleotide messenger RNA. RefSeq lists its product as uncharacterized. The transcript is spliced from 2 exons. The record is from RefSeq and is a predicted model, not a curated record. Bases 1 to 189 code for a protein of 62 amino acids. Lineage: Eukaryota; Fungi; Ascomycota; Sordariomycetes; Magnaporthales; Pyriculariaceae.
AUGGCCCCAUGGAUUAGUAUAAAAUGGUAUAGCGUGUACUUGACGACACGAGGAAGGAGAUCUACGUCUACGGGCACUUUUAACCCCUCUACGCCGCUCUACGCCGCGCUCAACGCCGAGGGCGGCCUGACGGCCCGCGUCUGGUUCGACUACCACAUCAACCCACCUGCCGCGCCCGAAGAAGUGUAG